This is a messenger RNA of Sus scrofa (pig), 681 nucleotides long. It is a transcript of the gene EIF4EBP3, whose product is annotated as eukaryotic translation initiation factor 4E binding protein 3. Gene Ontology annotation, cellular component: cytoplasm. Lineage: Eukaryota; Metazoa; Chordata; Mammalia; Artiodactyla; Suidae. Gene Ontology annotation, molecular function: eukaryotic initiation factor 4E binding. Gene Ontology annotation, biological process: negative regulation of translational initiation. The record is from RefSeq and is marked validated.
CUCAGACUGCUCAGCGCUCCACGUCCUCAGCACCAGCCGCUUGGCUUCCUGCUCGUCUGGCUCACUAUGUCCACAUCCACCAGCCGCCCGAUCCCCGGAGGCCGGGACGGGCUGCCUGACUGCUACAGCAGCACGCCGGGGGGCACGCUAUACGCCACGACCCCGGGAGGCACCAGGAUCAUCUACGACCGAAAGUUCCUGUUGGAAUGCAAGAACUCACCCAUUGCCCGGACACCCCCCUGCUGCCUCCCUCAGAUUCCCGGGGUCACAACUCUUCCAACAGCCCCAUCCUCCAAGCUAGAGGAGCUGAAGGGGCAGAAGGAGACAGAGGAAGAGAUACCCGAUGAUGCACAGUUUGAGAUGGACAUCUAAUCCAGUGCAGAUGGCCGUGUGUGGAGUCGGAAGAACCCCUCAUGCUGCUGCCGCUACCUCCUUUCUUCCGGGGUAUCCAGAGGCCAGAUGGCCUCAUCUCAUCCGGAAGGGGGUGACUUCUUGGUUCUGGGCCUCCCUUAGUUCUGAGGCAGCUAGACUAGGGAUGAGGAGUGGGCAACCUGCCAGGCCCUUAGCUCAACUUUCUCUUUGGUCUGUAGGCUCUCAUCCUAACCUCUGGCCCUUGGCUCAGGCUGGGACUGGGGGGUGGAGAAUGUCACUUUCUGACUGCUUAGUAAACAUUCAAAGAAA